This is a messenger RNA of Dendroctonus ponderosae (mountain pine beetle), 891 nucleotides long. Its product is annotated as phosphoglycolate phosphatase 2-like. Gene Ontology annotation, cellular component: cytoplasm. The transcript is spliced from 4 exons. Gene Ontology annotation, molecular function: phosphatase activity. NCBI's taxonomy places the organism in Eukaryota, Metazoa, Arthropoda, Insecta, Coleoptera, Curculionidae. The record is from RefSeq and is a predicted model, not a curated record. The coding region runs from base 316 to 891 and encodes 191 amino acids.
UCAAGUACUUUUUCAAGUACAUAUAGACAAAAUGCAUGGAAAAAUCAGCAUCAUAUAUGUUUUAUCAAUUUUUCGCUAUACCAAUGGUCUGAGUUGAGUUGAGAAUUUUGUAUCCUCUAGAUAUCUGAGCUGUGGGUCGACUGGAUGAUAAUUAUCAUUAUGCAAUCUGCUUGUUUAACGCAUUUAAAUAUGAUAGCAUAAAUUCGGCGUUAUCGCCGCAAGUGCGCAAAUUAUCAAUUCCGAGCUUCAUAUAUCUAAUUGUUGAUUUUGAAAAAGAUUUUUUGCAUUUUGCAGCCAUUAUCAAUAUAGAACAUCAUGGCUAAACUACGUCGCCUCAACGAACUGUCGGAGACGGAAGUGCAAAGUGAGAUUGCAUCAACUGAUGCCGUUCUGUUUGAUGUGGAUGGAGUUUUGCUGUCCGAUAAAGCGGUGCUUCCUGGAGCCGAAGCUACAGUGCAAAAGUUGAGGGCUUUGGGCAAACAGAUUGGAUUUGUCACUAACAACACCUUGUACACAGUGGAACAAAUGCAGGCCAAUUUGGCUCAAUUUGGUGCACAAUUUGACGAUAUAAUAAACCCGACGGUCUCCUUGUUGGAAUACCUGCGAAAAAUCGACUUCCAAAAGGACAUUUAUAUAAUUUCCACACCGGAACCUAAACAACUAAUCCGGGCAGCUGGAUACAAUGUGUUAGAUUUCAAGGAUGUCCUACCUGAAAAAAUUGAGCCUUCUUUGGGAGCAAUUUACGAAGCCCAGGAACUGUCUUUGCAGAGAUGCAAAAAUGUUGGUCUGGUGUAUUUGGAUUAUGACAUGAAUUGCGGAUAUGGAGACAUACAAUGCGCCAUAAAUAUUAUUAAGCGCAUUGACGGCGUCCAACUGCGAAUUGAAUUGUAA